Molecule: messenger RNA, 2236 nt
Organism: Marasmius oreades (fairy-ring Marasmius)
Lineage: Eukaryota; Fungi; Basidiomycota; Agaricomycetes; Agaricales; Marasmiaceae
Exons: 8
Coding region: 508-2112 (534 amino acids)
Biological process (GO): fatty acid metabolic process
Molecular function (GO): medium-chain fatty acid-CoA ligase activity
Source: RefSeq, a predicted model, not a curated record
GAUCCCCCGGCCCGUACAUAAAGGUUGAAACCGGUGAGUCCGGUCAAAGCAGUCAUAUCUUGUUCUUGUUCUAGAGACCUAUAUUCAUUCUUCGCCCUCCAUUCUUGGUUUGCGAUGUAAGAGAAGGCGGACUACCAGGACCUUCCCGAGGCGAUUUCAAGUUUCUUACCAUCACGUAGCACAAUACCGGCGACACCAGCAUUGGAUCGACAAUCGCCCGCUAUGCCAAUGCCCGGCUACGGCCUCAUGAUGAUGAUUACUGUCACGAAUCAGCUUGGGCGAAGGAAGGGCAACUACAUCAGUGUCAUGAUCAGUGGUCAAUGCACAUCAAUGAGUUCGUUCGUUAUCAGGAAUACGUCUGAUCCCUUAUUCGUAUCCCGGAGUUCCAACACGGAUCGCUAGAACCUUUACGGCCAACUUUCUUCACGCUUUCUUCCCUUCUCACGUGGGUCAUUCAAAAGUACCCCAAGGACGAUCUCGUGCUUUAUUCAACACUGUUACACCAAUAUGCUCACCACGCCUCUACAUGUACUCGCAAACACUGCGUCCGAAAAGCCAGAUGCCCUUGCCUUCAAAGUUCCCAUCAUCGACCCCGAAACAGAUCAAAUAGCCGACUGGAAGUCAAUCACAUAUUCCGAGUUUGCGUCGGAUGUGCUACGGCUCGCUACAGAGUGGUUAAGAGUUUUUCGGAGGGAUGGGAUACCUCAGGGGGCGGUAGUAGCAAUUUGCCUGGGAGGAUACGAAUAUCUCGAUGCAGUCCAUGUUUUUAGCAUCCAAAGAGCUGGAUACGUUCCCCACACAUUCAGCCGACUACCUGGCAUCGAAGUAAUCAAAGAUCUUCUGAAAGAGUCACAUACCAAGGCACUCGUUCGUUCUUCCCAAUUCAAAGACAUUUUGGCGAGCGUUCAAGACAUCCCGGUAUAUGACCCAUCGACUUCGCUGGCCUCUGGAGAUGUUGAGUCGACACCGAAACUGCCUCCGUUAGGGAGGCCGACGAAUCCCAACGACCUGAGUAUCAUCGCCCAUACAAGCGGAUCGACGUCAGGCAGACCGAAGCUAGUUCGAGCUACUCAUCGUUGGAUAAACGGCGUGAUUCAGAAGGCGCACAUUCCCAGACCGCCAGGAUCUUCAUCAGGUCCAGCUACUGCUAACUGGAUGGGUAAUGUCUGCCACUCAGCUCAGUAUGUGACGACGGUCGGUCAGAUCUUGCGUGGAAGAUGUACAGUUCAAGCGCGAAAACCAGGCGACCUUGACGAGAUUAUCGACCAACUCAAACGAGCCUCCUUGACCCAACUCUACCUCUUUUCCCCCUUCAUUGUUAAACUAUUACAGAGAGCAAGGUCGGACCCAGAUCUUUUGGCUCUCCUUUCCGGCUUGGAAUGUAUCUUUGCUACGGGCGCUGUCUUCCCCAAGUCCGAAGAGGCCUAUGUGGUUCAGAACAAUAUCAACGUAGUGGGACUGUUUGGAUCAACUGAGACUAGCCUCAAUCUCAUGACCAGUGGCACCCGAAACGAUCCCACGGGAGUAUUCCAUGUCGUUGAUCUUCCUGGCGUGUCGUACCAGUUUGAUCCAAUUUCGCCAGAGGCGAGAGGUCAACCACAGCUGCUCGAGCUAGUCGUUCGAUCGGACUCGAUGGAUUGUCCGGGACCUGAACUUUGUCGGGCAGAUGAUGGCCAUUUCCAUACUGGCGAUUUAUGGGAAAAGGUCGAGAGAGGUUAUCUUUAUCGUGGAAGGGAUGAUGACUGGAUCAAGACUGAGUCUGCGCUGAGAUGUGAUACAAAAGCUAUCGAACAACAUGUGAGGCUCACAUGUGGCGAUCUGAUAUCCGAAUGUGUUGUCGUAGGAUAUGGACGACCGUCUCCUGCACUCUUUAUCGAACCGAGUCCUCGAGCGAUAGAUGUUUCAGAAGGUGAUCUCAAGCGUCUCGUCCUCGAGCGGAUUGAGUCGUUCAAUUCUCAGCGGAUUGCUCAUGAACGAAUAGUGUCGGCUAACCUAGUUGUGGUUGUACCACGAGACACCCUACCCAGGACGGAAACUAAGGGUAAUGUUCGUAGGAAAGCUGUAGAGGAUAUGUUUGAGAGAGAACUGGACUUGAUUUAUGGUGGGUUAUAGAAAUCGGGCGUUUGAGGACGGAGUACAUCUGGGGGAUGAUAAUUUAAUUUCUACCUAUCGUGAAAGUGUAGUAGACAAUGCCUCUCUUUGAGAGAAUUCUGGAAAUCCUCAGAGUUCAAAGAUA